Messenger RNA from Scedosporium apiospermum, 4713 nucleotides. RefSeq lists its product as uncharacterized. The transcript has 4 exons. Gene Ontology annotation, biological process: double-strand break repair via homologous recombination; DNA replication. The coding region runs from base 1 to 4713 and encodes 1570 amino acids. The record is from RefSeq and is a predicted model, not a curated record. Lineage: Eukaryota; Fungi; Ascomycota; Sordariomycetes; Microascales; Microascaceae. Gene Ontology annotation, molecular function: four-way junction helicase activity; 3'-5' DNA helicase activity; ATP binding. Gene Ontology annotation, cellular component: nucleus; cytoplasm; RecQ family helicase-topoisomerase III complex.
AUGGCACGUCUACUCGGGCUUCAACAACCCAAGAAGCGCUCCUUGAUAACGAAACAACAACAGCAACUUCCCACCCCCGUGUCGACAACAGUAACUGGACGCUUUGAACAUGCGUAUACACAGACUCUCAAGACCGGUGCCCCUUCGAGCAACUCUUCGUCACAGAAGAGUAACUCUUCUCUGCCGCCAAAGACGCGAAUCCCACACCCUACUCGCCUGACCACACCCGAUCUUCCCAUAAUGGAUACCGAUGAUGACGAUGACGACGAUUUGAUCGAAAUCACUGCUGACGAGGCGGGGAUAUCUUCGGAUUCUGUGCAAUUCGGAACCGACGUUAGGCUCUGGAGGGAGGAUUUUGCAGCUCGACCCGAACCCCCAACGAGGAAGGGCAAAAAGCGGAAGAGUAGCGAGAUUAGCAAGGUUACAACGAGCGAUGAUGACGAUGACGACUUUCCGGACCUUCACGAACUUGUUAGCACGCCUAUAGCACCGCAACGAAACACUGGCUCUUUCUCACCAGGAAACCUAGCAGCUAGGUCGAGCUUAAGGAGAGACACAAGGCAAGCCUCAGUUCUUAGGACUUUGCCCGCUGCUGCCCCAACAUCUCCCUCUCCCUCUCGCCCUAAGCGUGCUACUCGGUCUCUGUCUCCGGUAAAGCUUCCCGGAAGUCAACACUCUCCUUCUCGCCUUGGAUCAUUGGCCCCUGAACCGAAAUAUCGGCCAACCACCCCUAUCAUUUCACCGAGGAAGCUUCCUCCCGUUGUGCUGCAGCCUAACGUACUGGGCGCGGAUGUUAUUGAACGCGCCCUAGCCCAGACACCAAAGCCAAAGGCCCGGCGGAGCUCCGUGAUUGAAGACUCCGAGGACGAAUUCCUUACGCCUCCCACCGGUGGUAGCAAGGUUAUUGCGUCUCUAUCAUCCGUGACAGCACAGGACUUACCUCUGGGGGCGAUCCCAUUUCAAGGACCUGCGUCCUCAGGGACCAAAUCCACCAUCUCCUCCGGUCAGAUUGACCUCCGCGGUCUAUCUAACCUAGUGCAAGACCCAUGGCCACUCCAACAUUGUCUUGACGCCCUCCGAGAGAAACUUGACCAGAAUCGACAAACGUUCGAGAAGGCGCUUCGCGAAUCUCGGCCAAGGGACCAAAGAGAAGGCAUCAAAUUAGAAAAAGAACGAUUGAUGAACCAACAAGCGGUCGUCAAGGGCCUCGUUGACAGGACUGAACAGUAUCAAGUUCUGGUCCACAAGAAGGAGAGCCUAUUACAACAAAUAUCACGCGCCUAUAGGGAUGGCUUGGCAACGGACGAAGACGAGAACAAGCUAGACGAAAUCGGGGACGAACUAAAGGAACUGGAGAAGGCCUUCACCGAAGCCUUGGUUGAUGCUACUUCUCGGGACCCUGCCUUGUCAGAGCAGUUGAGAGCUGCUCCCCCGAAACCAAUCACUGCUAUCCCCGCUACUGAACCCUCCGCCUUUCGAAAUGUGAGAAGCCGCCACCCAGAGGGACCGUCCUCGGAUGUCAUUCAUCAAACCCAACUUCCCCCACAAGACUCUCCCCGCUACCACCGUCCCGGCCCUAGGCACGAACCGCCACCGGUGCAUCCCGAUGAAUUCGAGGGCAUGUUUAGCGAUAUUGAAGACUCCCCCAUUCAAAAUCUCCCCCCUGCUCGACCAAGGCCUCCCCAGCAUAGACACAAUACCGAAAGACUUUCGCUGGAAGAAAUGGACUUCCUCAGUGACGAUGAUGCUGAGAUGAUUGCACUCGCGGAUAGUUGUCACACUAGCGCACCUCACGCGAGUGCAACAUCCCAACGGCAUCCCUUGGUGGAGAUGUCCGGGAAUGCGAAGGCACCUUCUCGGCCUAAGAUUCCGGAAAAGAGACUUGCCUCGACUGCAACUAAAAAUGCAUUCCCAGCAGAGCAGAUGCGGUUUCCCUGGUCACCUGAGGUAAAGCAAAUGCUUAAGGAUCGAUUCAGGAUGGAGACUUUCCGACAUAAUCAGCUCGAGGCUAUCAAUGCAACGCUCUCUGGGGAUGACGCAUUCAUCCUUAUGCCUACUGGUGGGGGCAAAUCCCUUUGCUACCAGCUACCUGCUGUAGUGAAGAGCGGACGAACAAAAGGUAUCACCCUCGUGGUAUCACCCCUGAUCAGCUUGAUGCAGGAUCAGGUCGACCAUCUCAAGUCCCUCCACAUACACGCUGUCGCAUAUAACGGUGAGGCUCCUCGAGAAUAUAAGGAUAUGGUGAUGAAAAUGCUUCGUGAGAGGAACCCCGAGAACUUCAUCGAGUUGCUCUAUGUUACUCCAGAGAUGGUCAACAAGAACAAACGAUUCCAGGAUGGUAUGGACAUGCUGUAUCAGAAGGGGAAGCUUGCCCGCAUCGUCAUUGAUGAAGCCCACUGCGUCAGUCAGUGGGGGCAUGACUUCCGGCCAGACUAUAAAGAGCUUGGGGUUAUCCGAAGGCAAUUUCGCGGCGUGCCCCUUAUGGCACUCACCGCGACGGCUACCGAGAAUGUGAUCAUGGACGUGAUGCACAAUCUCGGGAUGGAGAACUCGAAAGUCUUUACUCAGAGUUUCAACAGACCAAACCUCUAUUACGAGGUUCGAUUGAAGACUGGGAAUGCGAACGCUCUUGAGAGCAUUGCCAAUUUGAUCCAGACGAAAUAUCCGGACCAAUGUGGUAUCGUAUAUACCAUUUCGAGGAAGAACGCUGAAGAUGUUGCUCAGAAGCUUUGUGGAUAUGGUAUCAAGGCCGCCCACUACCACGCCUCUGUUCCCCCGGAAGAGAAGGUCGCGACGCAGCGAGAGUGGCAAAAGGAUAGGAUCCGUGUUGUUGUCGCUACGAUUGCGUUUGGUAUGGGAAUCGACAAACCUGACGUACGAUUCGUCAUUCACCACGGCCUCCCCAAGAGUCUGGAGGGUUAUUAUCAAGAAACAGGACGAGCAGGGCGAGACGGAAACGCAUCCGAUUGCUACCUCUACUUUAGCCACUCCGAUGCGAGGGUGCUCCGCAAGCUCAUUUCCGAUGGAGAAGGAGGCUGGGAGCAGAAGGAGAGGCAGAAGGGUAUGCUGAACCGCAUGGUGGCCUUUUGCGACAAUCCAUCCGACUGUCGUAGGGUUGAAGUGCUUCGGUACUUUGGUGAAGCGUUCGACAGGGCUGACUGCAACAAAGGUUGCGACAACUGUCGAACGGGGGCUGUAUCCGAGCAGCAGGAUUUUACCGCGAUUGCUCAGGCGGCGAUCGAAGCUGUGGCUCAGGAAAGCAGACUCACCUCGAACCAGUGUGCCGAUCUCCUUAUGGGUAAAGGGAAGGCGAACCGCGAUGAGAACGAAGCGGACCACCUGAAUGGAGGCGACGGACGUUUUCGAGCGCCCGCGGCUCAAGCAACUCCACAAUACCGUGGAAUUGCGAAACAUAUGAAGAAGUACGAAGUCGAGCGAAUCAUCGACCGACUGACCGUAGAGGGUGCCCUUGGAGAAGACAAUGUGAUGAACAGGAGAGCGGGAUUCGCAGUUCAGUAUCUCAAGCUGGGUUCAAAUGCCAAUCAGUUCCGCUACGGCCAGCGGCGUCUUAUGCUUUCGGUGCAAGUUGGUAGAGGGAGUAAGGAGCCAACUACUGCUAAACCGAAGAAGCGUGCUAAGAAGGACGAUGCGUCCAAAAAUGCCGCGUCGACCGACAUCUCCUCUCCAGUGGCUCCUGCAUCGAGGAGGAAGAAGAAGCCGUCGAAAGCAUCGUCUUCCCGGCAAGCGGAAGAGGAUGAGCUCCCCACUACACGAAACGGCUAUCAAAAGGACAAUUUUGUUGUCGACGACUCGGAUGACGACGAUUACUUUGAACCCGUGCCCAAAAAGCGCAAGUCGAAUGCCGGUGCCAGUUCUUCCGCUGACCCACCACUACCACCCUUUGAGGACAUACCUCUCAGCUCUCUGCCGGAGAUCCACCAGGAAGUCGUCCACAACUUCGUAGCGGAAGCCAAGGCUCUCGAGGAGGAGACCCGGAAUAAUGAGGGUCUGCGCAGGCCCCUCUUCGGCGAGAAGGAUUUCCAGGAGAUGGCGAUCCACUGGACCAUCACCCUGGACGAGAUGAGGAGGAUCAAAGGCAUAGUCCAGGCCCGCGUCAAUAAGUACGGCGAGAAGUUCCUGAGACUCAUACGCCACUUCUACGGGGAGUACACGACGAUGAUGGGGGCCAUGGGCGGCGAUGAUAGCAUGGACGUGGCGGGCGAGGGACAGGAGAUUGUCGAUCUCAUUAGCUCCGAUGACGACGAGUUCGGGGACGACGAUUUCGAUCUCGACCCUGACGAUGACGACGACGCCGCCGCCGGCGAACAGCAAUCCAAGUUCUUCUCGGCCCCGGUCCAGGUGCCGCCUCGGCCCGCUGCGGAUCCUUCGACCAUUGCGCAGUGGCAUCAGCGUCUCGAGCAGGCUAGCCAACGCCCGCCUCCCGCGGACGGCCCCGCGAACGCCCCGGCGGCUCGUGGAAGCGCCGCCGCGCCGCGGGGCAGAAAGAACGGUGGACGCGGAUGGAAAGGCCGAGGAAACGGCGGGAGAAAGGCGAGCGGAGGCAACGGGGUGGCCAAGAGGAAGGCAUCCGGUACGGGCUCCUCCGUGAGCUUUUUGGGCAAGGGGAAGGGUCCCGGCCGCGGGAAAGGAGGAGGUAGGGGAUCUGGUGGAGGGGCCUCGGGCUCAUCGGCGAUCGGGCUGAUGCCGCUGUGA